Suillus fuscotomentosus is the source of this 2796-nucleotide messenger RNA. RefSeq names its product muts domain V-domain-containing protein. Gene Ontology annotation, cellular component: nucleus. NCBI's taxonomy places the organism in Eukaryota, Fungi, Basidiomycota, Agaricomycetes, Boletales, Suillaceae. Gene Ontology annotation, molecular function: mismatched DNA binding; ATP binding; ATP-dependent DNA damage sensor activity. The coding region runs from base 41 to 2593 and encodes 850 amino acids. The transcript is spliced from 27 exons. Gene Ontology annotation, biological process: mismatch repair; reciprocal meiotic recombination. The record is from RefSeq and is a predicted model, not a curated record.
AUAUACUUCUACAAGCAGGCAAGCGACCAUAUCUACACUCAUGAGCAAUUCGCGUCCUCAUACACGACAGACAAGCGCAUCCCGGCGACCCUGGACUGCCCAGUCACGCCCUGGGACGGCGCGCCCCCAGACCGCCGCUUCCACUAUGCACGAUGCCAGCUUUGUUAUCGCCCUCAUCGAAAGUCGAGGCAUUGCGCACGAAGUAGGUAUGGCCGCUCUCGACAAAGAUACAGGUAGAGUUAUGCUCAUUCAACUCUCGGACUGCUCUACGUAUGUUAAGACUCUACACCAGAUGCAUGUGCACAUGCCAUGCAUGAUCCUAGUUCCCGAUACGUUCCUAUCCUCUGCAAACAUGAACCUCACUCCUUCUGCGUCUGCCACGCGGGGAGCUUCAUCAUUGUCGGUACAGUUCAUCAGGGAGGAGUUUCCUCAAGUCCCCAUCGAACCGGUAGCAAGAAAAUACUGGAAUGAUAGCGCUGGCUAUCGGUUUAUCACUCAAUUCUGUGUUGAAGACGAUGAGCGUGCGGCCACACUGGUCUCCGUGACAGACAAGUACUAUACACUCUCAGCUGCAUGUGCUCUUUUCAAAUUUGUAGAAACUCGCCUCAACACCCGCUUUUCUGCAUGUUCUCUUCGUAUACGUUAUAUCCCUGUCGAGGGAACGAUGAUGAUAGACCCCGAAACCGUUAGAAAUUUGGAGCUGAUCAACAACCAGACCCGCAAGAAAUCCACGCAUUCUCUCUUUGGGGUGCUUAACCAUACCUGCACUGCAAUGGCCACACGACUCUUGCGAGCGAAUAUAUUGGCACCUCUAACAGCCCAAAGUGCCUUGGAUGCCCGCCUAGACGCUGUGGAAGAGCUGAUUCACAGCGAGGAUAAAUUUAAUGAGAUCAAAGAUGCCUUGAAAGUCUUGAACAAGAUGGACUUCGACAAGCUCAUCUCAUCGCUUGGGUUUUCGGAAGUACGGCCAACAACAACAGCAAAAGGAGCUUUUUCUCGCGUGUCACAAAUACUCAGCUUGCGCAUUGCUAUUCGAAGCCUUCCAUUUUUGCAGAGGGCUUUGAAUGGAUGCAAGUCCCAGCUACUACUGAUAAUAUAUGACAUCCUUUCUGACGAACGGUUGACCAAGAUCGAGGAGCUCAUCGCCGAAAACCUCAAUGAUGACGCAGGGGCAGUCAAGGGAGGGAUCGGCGCAAUUAACGCAAGAGUAUACGCAGUUAAGGCGAACCGCAACCGUCUCUUGGAUGUUGCUCGCGAAACUUUCAAAGAAAAUGUUGCAGACAUAUACCAGCUCAACCACGCCCUAAGCGAACGGCACUCCCUACCCCUUACUCUCAUUUACCAAGAAAGUGGUUUUGUGUUUGCUCUCAAAAAGGAUGAACUUGAGGAUGAGCUGCCAAAGGGAUUCAUUAAUGUGUCUGCGCAACGGGGUCGUUGGCUGUUCUCAAGCAUUGAUCUGAAAAAGAUGAACGCUCGGAUGAAAGAUUCAUUAGAGGAGACGCUGGUCUUAAGCGACAAGAUUGUCCGGGAUGUCGUAGGGCAGAUUAUAGCGUUUUCAGGAGUCCUCUAUUCUGCUUCAGAAGCGGUUGCAACCAUCGAUUUGCUGUGGUCUUUUGCUCAUGUCUCCAUCAUGCGAAGCUAUGUACGUCCCGAGUUUACUGAUACACUGGCGAUCAAGAAUGGUCGUCAUCCCGUCCUUGAGACCGUUCAAUCUGCUGGAAUGGUUGUUUCAAACGAUAUAUAUUGCAGCGACGCUGCCCACUUUCACAUUGUUCAUGGGCCAAACAUGUCAGGCAAAAGCACAUAUCUGCGUCAAACAGGCCUUCUUACUGUGAUGGCAAUGGUCGGUUGUUUUGUACCUGCUGAGUAUGCAAGCUUUCGCCUGCAUGACGCCUUACUUACUCGGCUCUCCAAUGACGACGAUAUAGAGAAGAGCCUCAGCACGUUUGCAAAUGAAAUGACAUCUUCUGCUAUGAUCCUAGGCAUUGCGACCCCAAGAACACUGGUACUCGUUGACGAAUUGGGUCGAGGGACAUCUCCUAUCGAGGGUCUUGGUAUAGCACAUGCUAUUGCAGAGGAACUCAUCAGAUUAAAAUGUUUUGUUCUCUUCGCUACCCAUUUUCACGAGCUAUCAACCACUCUUUCUCGUCAGCCUGCUGUGGUGAAUUUGCAUCUAUCUGUUCAGCGUUCACGUCCAUCGGCCUCUCAUAUCGGCCUGAUAUUUCAAUACAAGAUCCUUGAUGGAGUUCCGGAAAACACAGGUCACUAUGGACUAGAACUAGCCAAAUUAGCUGACCUCCCCGACGACGUGCUCACUGAAGCGAAACGAGUGUCUGAAAUCAUUACUGAAAAAAACCAACGGUGCGAAGAGGAAAGUCACAUAAACGUCUUGACCAUUCGCAGGCGUGCACUUUUGAAGGUAUCACCAAUCAGCUUCCUGAACAUUGCUGGUCCUGAAUGUUUCAUAUUUCCUCAGCUUCAUACGCAGUUGAACCAGGCGUUAGAUCACUCUUCGCUUCCUGAGGAGGAACUGGUCGCAUAUCUGGCACGACUGCAGAGGGAUUUCAUGAAGACUCUAAAAGACACUCUUUAACAAUCGAGAUCAUUGACUUGACAAUACAAAUGAAACACCAACAAGCCCUUACCUGUUGAAGCUUGAAGAGACGAAACGAAGACACUCGACGAGAACGCCCCCAGACACUAUUCAAAGGUCCACUUUCCUGCAGAUGCUCUCGCUGUGUUAGACCAGUCAUGUUCUUACGAGCUUCUAAAAUAAUAGAUUUGAAGUUAACACUC